GCCUAGGCGCCAGUCUCAUGUAAACUCUUUUGCUCCAAAUCUCAUUCAAAUUGCUCUACAUCCAAUAUCUAUUAUAUCUGCAAGAAAAAUAUGAAAAUAUAUUUCUUUAAGGUGCAAGUUUUUCCAUAAAAAUGUGUAAAAUAUCAAGGAAUUUAAUCAUUCUUCUCUACACAUCAGGGAGGCUAGCGCAAUUGGGUAUCAAACCUAAAGACACAAGUGACAACUGAGGGAAGGGGGUGGGGGCAUUUGCGGGGAUAUAUGUUAGGCAUUUCACAAAUUGAAGAGGGGCAGGAACGUCAAAAACCACUCAUAAUGGAGCUUCCGCGGCGGAACGCAGUGGCCUCCCUUCGUUUCAGCUUUUGCUGAUCCGUGACCCUCUGUCCGUGAAAUGCACGCAAAAAUUGGGCUCUCAAACAUAUUGUUUGUCAUUCUGGAGACAAGAAACCGAAGAAAUAGGCUCCCAAAUGCACCCUUAAAGUGCAAUUGCUUGACAUGCCUUAUCAAAGAGUCUCUAAUACCUCAAUUUUACGGUCUAAAUAGGGCCACCCUUUUUACAAAAAUUAUGAUACUAUAGUGAUUGAUAAUUAGCAAGAAUAUUAACAAGAGGAAAUGACCACCUCCAUUUGACAUGAGAGGUGAUUUCUUUGGACUUACCUUAUGCAAAAUUUUUCUCUAUAACAAAGGUUUAUAUUUCUAAAGAUCUGGAGCCAAAAUUUAUUUAGGAAUUGGAGCACUCACCAAGCCCAAAUAACAAUAAAAAAGGAAAAAAAUCUUGAGGAUAAUUUCAUCACAUUCUCAAAUUUGUCAAACAUUAAUUUUUUUUAUGUAUUUACCUCCAUAUUGAUCUUAGCAAACUGUAAUGCACAUGCUUAGCAUAUCAUCGACCAUAACAUUUAUCCAGUUUUGUUUGCUUCCCUGUAUAUUGCAAAUUUUUUUAUCAUGAUCCAGUAUCUAAAUUUCCAAAUUUUUAUGAAGGUAAAAUCUUUUCUCAAUUAGCAAACCAUGACCCUUUCUGUCCUCAUAAACUUUACUUCAAAAUCCAAUCUUACUUGUCAUCUUUCUUCCCAUGCAUUUCAACAAAAAAAUAAAAACAUCAAUACCAGAGAGGUAUCUGAGGACUAUUCUAGACGUGUAAGACAGCUCGGUAAAGCUCUUCUUAACGCAAUAUGGGAAAGCCUUGGGCUAGAGGAGAAUGAUAUGGAGGUGGCCUUAAGCCUCAAGUCUUGCUUUCAAAUUCUAGUGGUGAACUUGUACCCCCCUUGCCCGAAACCUGAGCUGGCGAUGGGCUUGCCUGCUCACUCGGACCACGGCCUUCUCACAAUUCUCAUGCAGAACGACACAGAUGGGCUUCAGGUGCUGCGACAUGGAAAAUGGCAUUGUGUGAAGCCUCUCCCCAACUCUUUUGUCGUCAACCUCGGUGAUCAUAUGGAGAUAAUCAGCAACGGAAGGUAUAGGAGCGUGUUGCACAGGGCAAAGGUGAACAGCCUGAGCACUAGAAUCUCUGUUGCGGCUGCGAUGGGGCCUUCGCUGGAUGCUGUGGUCGUUCCUUCGCCAGUACUGGUUGAAAGGCAGAAACAACCUGCUGCAUUUCGUGGCAUCAAAUAUGGUGAUUUCAUAAAGCAUCAACAAAGCAACAAGUUGAUGGAUAAGUCUGUUCUUGAUCUCCUGCGCUUGUAAUAAUAUAAUUGUUUGUUGGAGAACUAUUUGUCUAAGGUGUAGAGGGUGAUUAUUAAUCUGUGUAAUGUAUGAAUAAGGUCUAGUGCGUGAACUGAAUAAAACAUUCUGUUGUGGUGCACAAACACGCUUGUUUUGACUGAUUAGGCCUGGAUGUAGAAGAUUAAAUAUGUGUUGUUUUUUUUU
Molecule: messenger RNA, 1860 nt
Organism: Phalaenopsis equestris
Lineage: Eukaryota; Viridiplantae; Streptophyta; Magnoliopsida; Asparagales; Orchidaceae
Product: protein DMR6-LIKE OXYGENASE 2-like
Exons: 2
Coding region: 1003-1677 (224 amino acids)
Source: RefSeq, a predicted model, not a curated record